Messenger RNA from Spodoptera litura, 1085 nucleotides. It is a transcript of the gene Fbw5, whose product is annotated as F-box and WD repeat domain containing 5. Gene Ontology annotation, molecular function: protein binding. Gene Ontology annotation, biological process: protein ubiquitination. Gene Ontology annotation, cellular component: SCF ubiquitin ligase complex; Cul4-RING E3 ubiquitin ligase complex. Lineage: Eukaryota; Metazoa; Arthropoda; Insecta; Lepidoptera; Noctuidae. The record is from RefSeq and is a predicted model, not a curated record.
CACUUGUCAGUUGUCAUUCUUCUAGCAGCUUCUAACUUGUCACAUGCAAUAAAUGAACGAAAACUGGGACUUUAUUAGGUGGGCAUCGGUCGGCAAUUCUAUUGGGUCAGUGAGUGAGCAUCCAGGUCAAGCAUUAAAUUAAAAUAGAAUAAAAGCUGACCAGUUCGUCGGCAGUACCUAACGACGCCGCAGGUAGAGAGCGAAACGGACGGAGGUUUCAGUCUUCUUCGUGAGCGCCAGCGAUGUCAGUGUGGCAGAGCGAAGAGCAGCGUUGCGCAGUGGUGCUGCGCGAGGUGCUGGCGUGGCUGGCGGGCGCGGACGUAGCGCGCUGCGGCGCGGUGUGUCGCGCGUGGCGCCGCGCGACCGACGACCCCGCGCUGUGGCGCCGUCUGCUGCGCCGGGAGUCGCUGCUGCCGCUGCCGCGCGAAGCACGAUGGCGGCAGGAGUACGUGCGCGCGCAUGCGGGCUGGCGGCUGGCGGCGCGGCAUGGCGCGGGCGCCAGUGUACUGCACGGGGCGCUGGGCGCGGGCCACGGGGGCACGCGCUUGGCGGUUGGCUGUGCUGACGCUAGUGUGGCGGUGUGGGCGCGUGGGCCCUGCGGGUGGGUGGAGCGGGGCCGCUCGGCGCUGCGGGGGCGCGGCUGGGCCGCCGUGGCGCGCGUGCAGUGGCCCGCGGUGGGCGCCGCGCGCCUCUUGGUGGCGGGCCCGUUGACACUAGUGCAUGACUGGGAGUUGCUUGUGCUCUCUGUUGAAGAGGACGGCUCGCUGGGAGCCGUGGCCAGCCGCGUCCGCUGCAGCGCUGGCGCCGCGGGGUGCUGGGCCGACACGCUCGGACACACCUUCUGCUCGCUCGAGCUGCGCCGCCUCGGGCCCGGCCUCUACUGCACCACUGUCUGGCUCAACGCCGCCACGCAGGAAACUGAGUCUGAAUAUGAAGGAGUGACAUCACCAAUGCUGAGAAUUUACAACGAAGAAAGCCAGCACUUGACGCACGCGGUCGUGACGCGCAGCGAGCCGCGCCUUCUGGGGGCGGGCGGUGGCCGCCAGCUGGUGGCGGGCGGCGGGCGCCGGCUGGGCGCCUGGCGC